AUUCAAAUUAAAGGCCGUAGACUCUAUUAUUAGGGCUUUUCCGUUAUGGAUAACGUUUCACGCGACAUAGAGCCGAAGGCUUCAUCGCCACAACUUGCGAUGGUUCCUCAAGAACUGAUAAAAGCGCUAGAGCAAUUGACGAGGGGACAAGAGCGGCCAUUUGCCGAUGCAGUCGAAAAAGACUCUCCAGGUACUCAAAGAGAUAUCGGGAAUUUAGUGAGCAAGGCUUUAGAUGACGAAUUCCAUGGUGACCCAAUCAAAUGCAUCCCAAAGUGGACAGAGAUUCAAACUCUCCCCCCCGAAAGAAUCCACGAAGAAAGUGAUGCUUAUAUCACAAAGUAUCAAGAGUUUUGGAAGGGACGAGAAGGCACGGCAACAGAGAUCGAAACCACGAACAAGGCGUACCAGUCAGCUUUUGAGCGUUUCCAUGAUAUAUAUCACUGUCUAGGAUGGCGGGACAAUGAAGACCUCACGCUAAAUUGUGCCAGCUUGUGCAAAUACCAGCCUCCUCUUAUUGAGUCCAUCUUCGCAAUUGAGGCAUAUCGAAUGAAAUCACAUCUUCACUAUCAGGAAUCUACGCGGGCUUCAUUCGAAUACUCGCGUUUGCCCCGCUUAUUGUUAAUAUUGAUUCGGAUUGAGAGUCGGCGAAACAUGCGAAAUAGAUGCCGUCCGAAAACCGACAACACCGCCACUAGUCCUGACGACAACAAUCAAGAGUUAAAGGCCUCUGAAAUCUUGGCCGUUCUGGCUCAAGUCGCACGAACUAUGCGUCAGGCAAGCUGGGUAGACGGAUCGUACAAAAUGACUUUACAAGAGCUUCUCCAGGAUUGCUACUCACGCAGGCUUCUCCAGCAGCCGAGAUCCACCGAUGUUGAAGAACAUCAUGAGCACAUGCGGCUCCUAACUGACUGUCUCAUGGCUUUGGACUUUACGCAUCGUUUCAGGGAGGUUCCUCAGCCUCUCUCUAAGACCUUUUAUUAUCGAUACUCAGAAGAACCAAUUCACAAAAUCAUGGAUAUGGUCCUAGCAUACGGUCAAUCGCAGCGCGCCGUCAAUCGUUUUAAGCAGCUUUCGCUUCAGGACUCUGAUAGUUCAACCUUCAUACCUGAUCAUUUCACCAUUCGUCAUUUGCGAGACUUUGGCAAUCUGAAGAUUGAGUGGACUGACUGUCUGGAUGACCAUUUGAAGAUAUACACCGGUCGAAAUGCCAUUCGGAUAUUUGCUCACCCGACAUUCUUUUAUAACUGUAUUGAUCUGCAUAAAAAUGAGAGAGAUUACCUGGAACCCACUUUCAUAGAGCUAUCACAAACCUAUGCUCUUCUAUUCCGACCUUCAUCAAGGAGAAAUCUGAAUAUUCUACGCAAGUUUAUUAGAAUUGAAUAUUCAUUCCGUGGACGCGUCACCUUCGGUGGUAACGACAUUCCAAUUUUCUCCAGAAGGCGGAAUCAUGGAAAAAAUGAUGUUCCCUCUGAGGACAUAAACCUCGACAUAGGUCAAAAUCCCAUCAAGGGAAUGCUAAACAAUUUUUUCCGUUGCUCUUUGCCUCCGAGUCUGCAAGCUGCUUUCAACAUAUCCCAACCGACUAAAAUGAUUGAAAAGAUAGCCAGAUGGGAUCAGCAUAUGACCACACAAGCGCCCAUGCAACAAAUCCUGGGACUUGCCCCUUAUCCAGAAGAUAUCAAGUUCAUGGCCACCUCACUAUUAGUACAAGAGUUCGGGCAAUUUGAGGCCUUCCAGACCUUUCCUUAUUUCGGCUCCCGGCUGCGACAGCUAAAGACGUAUUUGGACGCCCAUCAACCCCGGACCUGGUUGCAGCUAUGGAGAGAUGACCGAGAUGUUCGUGUAUGGUGGGCCUUUUGGAUUUUCAUUGGGAGCGUCAGUGUCAUUUUACCCAUAUCUAUAAUUGGGAUCAUCUUGCAAGCAAUUUAUCUUGCUCGCUAUCGUUGAUAUGGCUGCCUGAAGAGGCUUCGAACUACUUGCCAGAUUGACAAAUAUAGUUUUUCUACCUGGG
Trichoderma virens Gv29-8 is the source of this 2011-nucleotide messenger RNA. RefSeq lists its product as uncharacterized. The record is from RefSeq and is a predicted model, not a curated record. Lineage: Eukaryota; Fungi; Ascomycota; Sordariomycetes; Hypocreales; Hypocreaceae. The transcript is spliced from 3 exons. The coding region runs from base 46 to 1947 and encodes 633 amino acids.